This is a messenger RNA of Mitosporidium daphniae, 1320 nucleotides long. Its product is annotated as subunit beta of acyl-CoA carboxyltransferase. The transcript is spliced from 5 exons. Gene Ontology annotation, molecular function: methylcrotonoyl-CoA carboxylase activity. The record is from RefSeq and is a predicted model, not a curated record. Gene Ontology annotation, biological process: L-leucine catabolic process. Bases 1 to 1320 code for a protein of 439 amino acids. Gene Ontology annotation, cellular component: methylcrotonoyl-CoA carboxylase complex; mitochondrion. NCBI's taxonomy places the organism in Eukaryota, Fungi, Microsporidia.
AUGUUACAAGCCAAGCAAGAUCUUGAUAGCACAUUGGGUAAAAUUUAUGAAGGCGGAGGCGCAGCUGCAAAAGCAAAGCAUUUGUCCCGCGGUAAAAUGCUUCCCAGAGAUAGAAUUGCUGCCCUGUUGGAUGCAAAAGGGUAUGCCUUUUUGGGUUAUCGUAGCACACGUUGUAUGAUCGUUGCCAAUGAUGCGACCGUCAAGGGCGGGUCCUAUUAUCCGAUUACCGUAAAAAAACACUUGAGAGCGCAGGAAAUCGCCCAGGAAAACAGACUUCCUUUCGAUUCUGGCGGUGCAAAUUUACCGCGGCAAUCGAAUGUUUUUCCCGACAAAGACCAUUUUGGACGCAUUUUCUACAACCAGGCAAGGAUUUCGGCCAGCGGGAUCCCGCAAGUAGCCCCACAUUCUGCUGUUCGUUUAGGUGUCCGUUGUGAUGGGAUCGUGCACUGCUGGCGGUGCAUAUGUGCCGGCAAUGUCAGACGAGUCUAUUAUCGUCCGCAACCAAGGCACCAUUUUUCUUGGCGGGCCUCCCCUUGUAAUUGUUUGCAUGUUUACCGACUUCAGGUUAAAGCGGCUACGGGCGAAAUCAUCACCGCUGAAGAGCUUGGCGGCGCCAGCAUUCAUUGCAAAACAUCUGGUUUUACCGACCAUAUGGCCGAAAAUGACUUGCAUGCUGUAGAAAUUGCAAGAAAUGUGAUCUCUUCGCUGCCGGCAAACAAGAAAAUGUCGUUUGCCGAUGCAGAACCCCCUCUUUUUGACAUCAGCGAAAUCGACGGAAUCAUCGGGACAAAUUUGAAGCGUCCUUUUGAUGUUAAAAAGGUCAUUGCUCGGCUUGUUGACGGCAGCAAAUUCCAUGAAUUCAAGGCCGAAUACGCAAAGUCGCUGGUUACAGGCGCCCAUUUUAUUGAGCUCUGCUGCCAGAGAGGCAUUCCUAUUCUCUUUUUACAAAACAUCACCGGUAUUUUUGGCAGCGUUUUGAGAUCCUGUUUAGGCUUCAUGGUUGGCUCAAAGGCCGAGUCCGAGGGAAUCGCAAAAAACGGUGCCAAAUUGGUGAAUGCCGUUGCAUGUGCCAAUGUCCCCAAAAUUACGCUCAUCAUUGGUGGCAGUUAUGGCGCCGGGAAUUAUGGCAUCCCUCGCUUUUUGUACAUGUGGCCCAAUGCGCGCAUUUCUGUGAUGGGCGGCGAACAGGCGGCAAAUGUUCUUCUCCACAUAAAGCAGCAAUCCUCGAAACAGCCUACCGAUGCGUCCCUAAAAUCGUCGCUAUUGGAGCAAUUUGAGCGCGAGGCGCAUCCCUACUACUCGUCAGCAAGGUACCGGUGA